AUGAGCAAGAUGAUGAUUCCAAAUCAACAACAACGAGACUUCACUUCUCAAGCCUGUUCAUUCCGAAGGAACUUUAUUUCAUUUUGGAAUGAGAAUAAACCACCAUCUUCAUCCGAUUAUAAUAACAACAACAAGGAGAAUGCAACAUCUGAUCAAAAACAAACAUCCACCACAACAGCACCAUCGGAAGAAACAGGAAAAACAAGCACCUCAUCAUCAUCAUGGAUUGGAGGAAUCAGUGGAGUACUCUCUACUGUCAAGGACACAGUUUCAUCAACAACCGAAACUGUGAUGAACGCCAAUGUUAUUCAAUACAUUAAUGAUUUAAUUCAUUAUUUGAAAAAUAUUAAUAUUACAAAAUUGGAAAGUGAUGCCAAGGAAAAAGCCUUGACCACACUGCAAGAUGCUACCAAGCAUCAAGAGCAGGUAAAAACAAACGAAUCUGCAAAAACUGAGCAAGAUGAAAACGAACAAAAAUUAUUACUCUCGUUUAAGGAUGUUUUUCAAAAUAAUGAUCAUCCCUUACAUCACAUGAAUAUUGAAAAGAGCGGACUCUCCAAGGUUUUGAAUUUAAUUCCCUUUUUCUCCUAUGUAGAAUUAAUGUUUAAAUAUGUAGUUUAUCAAACCAUGAAUUUGGUGUUUGAGGCUGUUGUGUAUGGAAAUUUCCUGAGCAAGGAACAAAAACAACAAGUCGUGAAUGAAUUUUCAAGCAUUGUUAUCAAAAAUUCAUUGGAUCCUAUGGCAAUGGCUAUAGAGCUUGUCGAGUAUUCGAGUCAGAAAUUGGGAGCUGACGAGAAUGUAUCGAAACAGCUGGCCUAUGUCACCUCAUUACUUCCCUACAUGAAAAAAGUUGCGUUGUUUGUAAAAAAAUUUAAAUAA
Naegleria lovaniensis is the source of this 879-nucleotide messenger RNA. RefSeq lists its product as uncharacterized. The record is from RefSeq and is a predicted model, not a curated record. The coding region runs from base 1 to 879 and encodes 292 amino acids. NCBI's taxonomy places the organism in Eukaryota, Heterolobosea, Eutetramitea, Acrasida, Naegleriidae. The transcript has a single exon.